Molecule: messenger RNA, 1843 nt
Organism: Cucurbitaria berberidis CBS 394.84
Lineage: Eukaryota; Fungi; Ascomycota; Dothideomycetes; Pleosporales; Cucurbitariaceae
Product: amino acid permease-like protein
Exons: 4
Coding region: 16-1731 (571 amino acids)
Biological process (GO): amino acid transmembrane transport
Cellular component (GO): membrane
Molecular function (GO): amino acid transmembrane transporter activity
Source: RefSeq, a predicted model, not a curated record
UGUCCAUCGCCCACCAUGGACCACGAGAAGGUACUCGCGCAUGAUGAGAAGACGGCCGUCCCCCACCCGGCCGUCGAGACGCAUCACGACCACCACGAAGGAGAAUGGCGUGAAAAGGAGGACUUCAUGACCCGCAAUGGUCUCAACCUCGCGUCCUUUCAGCGCCGCCCAAGGGGCGGCGAACUCAUCGUCCUCGACAAGUCGAUGAAGACGCGCCAUCUGCACAUGAUUGCCAUCGGUGGUUCCAUCGGUGCUGGUUUCUUCGUCGGUUCCGGCGGCGCCCUCAACAAGGGUGGUCCCGCUUCUCUCCUGAUUGAUUUCUCCCUCAUGGGUGUUAUGAUCUUCAACGUCGUCUACGCUCUUGGUGAACUCGCUGUCAUGUACCCCGUCUCCGGUGGUUUCUACACUUACUCGUCUCGCUUCAUCGAUCCAUCAUGGGGUUUCGCCAUGGGCUGGAACUACGUCUUCCAAUGGGCUAUCGUCUUGCCGCUCGAACUCAACGUCGCCGCGCUUACCGUCCAAUAUUGGGACGGCGCGAAACCCAUUAGCGUUGCCGUCUUCAUCACUGUCUUCUGGGUCUUCAUCAUCUUAAUCAACGUCUUCGGUACGCUGGGAUACGCUGAAGAAGAAUUCUGGUCGUCCUGUCUCAAGCUCUCCGCCACCGUCAUCUUCAUGAUCAUUGCCUUGGUCCUCGUUCUCGGUGGAGGCCCCAGUAAUGGCAAAUACAAUGAAUACUAUGGUGCCCGCAACUGGUAUGAUCCGGGCGCCUUUAACAACGGAUUCAAGGGUUUCUGUUCCGUCUUCGUCACCGCUGCUUUUGCCUUUUCUGGUACUGAGCUAGUCGGUCUGGCUGCCGCCGAGACCGCGAACCCUCUCAAGUCCCUUCCGGGUGCUAUCCGUCAGGUCUUCUGGCGUAUCACCUUGUUCUACGUUCUCGGUCUCACUUUCGUCGGUCUCCUCGUCCGUUCUGACGAUGAGCGUCUCCUUGGUGCUGAGGGUGGCGGUGCCAACACCUCGCCCUUCGUCAUUGCUGGCAAGGAUGCUGGCCUCCGUGGAUUCGACUCAUUCAUGAACGUUGUCAUUCUCGUAUCCGUCGUCUCCAUCGGUGUUUCUGGUAUCUACGGUGGAUCGCGUACCCUCGUUGCGCUCGGUGACCAAGGUUAUGCUCCCAAGAUCUUCACCUACGUGGACCGCUCUGGACGUCCUUUGUAUGCCGUCGGCUUCGUUCUUCUGUGGGGUGGUCUCGCCUACAUGAACUUGGCUGCUACUGGUGUAGUAAUCUUCGACUGGUUCGUUGCCUUGUCCGGUCUUGCUGCCCUCUUCACCUGGGGCUCCAUCUGCCUGGCCCACAUUCGUUUCCGCAAGGCGUGGGCCUACCACGGACAUACUCUCGAUGAGAUUCCAUUCAAAGCUGCUGGUGGUGUCAUCGGCUCUUGGGUCGGUCUUGCCAUCAUCUUCGUCGUCCUCAUCGCUCAGUUCUACACCGCCGUCUCCCCUCUUGGCAAGAAGCUUGGUACUGCCGAAGACUUCUUCAAGGCUUACCUUGCCCUGUUCGUCGUCGCCGUCUUCUGGAUUGCUGGAUAUCUCUGGAAGCGUGAGGGUUGGCUCAGGACUGCUCAGAUGGACGUCGAUACCGGUCGUCGUGAGCUCGACUGGGACCUAAUCAACCGGGAGCGCGAGGAGAUGAAGACCUGGCCCGCCUGGAAGCGCGCGUUUGCUCGUAUUUUCUAAACACCUGCCAUGAUUUGAAGUUGCAUUGUCUGCGUCAUAUCUUGGUGUUUGUAUAAUGCGGCUAGGGGUGUCUUGUUCAGAUAUAGUCGUGACGAACGUCGAUGUUUUUCAA